Phytophthora infestans T30-4 is the source of this 1851-nucleotide messenger RNA. Its product is annotated as beta-catenin-like protein. The coding region runs from base 1 to 1851 and encodes 616 amino acids. Gene Ontology annotation, cellular component: spliceosomal complex. The record is from RefSeq and is a predicted model, not a curated record. NCBI's taxonomy places the organism in Eukaryota, Oomycota, Peronosporomycetes, Peronosporales, Peronosporaceae. The transcript has a single exon.
AUGGAAAGCCACUUCGAGCGAGUGCUGUCUGCGGAGUCGGCCCCCAAGCGCCCCGCAGCGUCUUCCUCGCUUCCUGCCAGUGCAAAACGUGCUCGUGUGUCUCGUGAAGCUGAUGCCGCAAAGAUCAGUGCGAUCGUGGACGGUGCCGAGGCGCAGGAGGGUGAUGCACUUGACGCCCGCGCACUCAAGUCCAUGGCUAAUUCCCUUAAGAAACACGUGCGUCGCAAUGCGUUGGCGCGAGAAAAGCACGCAUACGAUCCAACCAAGUUCUUAGAGUCGGAAUUGGCACUCGACAGCGAGCUGACGCGCUGGAAGCAGGUGGCAGCUAAGCCGGAGCUCUUCGCUGUCAUGAUAGAACUGCAGGUGCCGCGUGUGCUGUUGGGACUAUUUGCACACGAGAACCUCGACAUCCGAUUGGCUGUAUUAAGUCUACUAGGCGAGCUCACAGACGUAGACGACGCUGCGACGUCCCUGGAGCCCGCGAGAUUGCUAACCAAACACUUGAUGGACGAGAAACUGCUCCCCUUGCUAGUAUCCAAUUUGUACCAAUUAGCAGCAGCAGUGGAAAACACACAAGCGGAAGAGGAGACGACGGGGAUUUAUAACUCCUUACAGAUUCUAGAAAACAUGGCCGAUCUAGAGCCCCAAGUGUGUGUCCAAGCGGCGGAGACCUCGAUCUUGCCUUUUCUUUUGCAACAAGUGUCGCCUGGGAGGAAAUUUAGUGAGAACAAGCUGUAUGCGAGUGAGAUUCUAUCUAUUCUACUGCAAUCUGGGGCGGAACCGAGAGAAGAGUUCGUGGCGUGGACAGGAAAAGACCGACCGAGUGAGGACAAGACAACGGAGAAGCAAGGGAAGGUGGAUCUCAUGGACGAUCUGCUCCAGGCUCUUGCGCCGUAUAGGAAGAAAGACCCUGACAGUGAAGAGGAAGAGGAACUGGUGGGAAACUUAGUGAAUGCGUUGUGUAGUGUGCUGCUCGUCCCCGAAGCUCAGACGCAGUUCCGUCGCUUGGAAGGCCUCGAGCUGCUGCUGCGCUUUAUGAAAGAUCGAAAGCGGUUCGUCUUCAGUGGCGCGCUGCGUGCUAUGGAUCAUGCUCUUAUGGCCAGUGCCCGUAACUGCGAACGUUUGAUUGAGAUUGGCGGUCUGCGUAGUGUGUUCUCAGUCUUUAUGGGACGCCAUGGCAAGUACAAGUCCAGUGGUAGUACAAAGGCGAGUCAGGCGAGUGAGAAGGCUAAGGAAGAAGAGAAUGCCGCCAGUUUAGUGGCAUCCAUGUGCGCGUGGGUGAGUGAGAAAGCUCCGGCGGAUGGAUACAGCCGCCUGCACGCUAAGUUUGUGGAAAACGACAUGGAGAAGGUGGAUCGAUUGGUGGAUUUGUUUGCGAAAUAUCAGGAACGAGUGGAGCGAAGCCAGAACGAAGAGGAGGAAGAGGAGGAUGACGACAGUCGAUAUCUACGACGUCUAGAUGCAGGUCUGUUUGUGCUGGAGAGAACUGCGUUUGUGGUGGCGCACUUGUGUCAGUUCUCAAAGAAAGUGCGAGCUUACGUGAUGGUCAAGUUCCACGAACGCAGUAUCGACAGUGAGAGUCUUGUGGCGGUUCUAAGAGAGCAAUUGGAUCUUCUGGUUGCCGACGAAGCAGUCGGGGAGGAGGAUGAACAAGGUCCCUCCAAGGAGGUGAAGACCGUCGUGAAUGAUGAACCCAAGAGAGCACAGAAGGCGCAACUUCGAGAGCUACUGGAAGCGCUUGAGGCCGACGAUACACCGGAUACGAACGGACAGGAAGGGGCUAAAGAGACGACCGAACGUGACGAAACAAAGGUGGAACGUGGCGAUGAGAAGGAAUUAGUGUCGUCAUAG